Parnassius apollo (apollo) is the source of this 1005-nucleotide messenger RNA. Lineage: Eukaryota; Metazoa; Arthropoda; Insecta; Lepidoptera; Papilionidae. The record is from the annotation of a GenBank genome assembly.
UUGGUUGGUGCCAUUAACGCCAACCCUGUCUCUAAAGAAACUGAUGAAGAUGAAAAAAUUACAAUAAUCAAAGACUUUUAUCUUAAAAAAUUUGUAAUAUACAACGCUAAAUAUGACGUUGUAAAUAUUCUUGUACCAACCAACUCCUUGAAUUUCGAUGAUAACGACGAUGAAAAAAAUAUGGAGAACUUUGCUAAGAAUAUUAUAUUGUUCUUCGUUGAAGCUGAUGUCGACGCAGCUGGUAAUAGAGUAGACAAAGGCCUAUACGUUUACAAGAAUGGAGAGGCUACAAAACUUUUGGAAAAUGGACGUGACGCUGCUGCGAGUAGCGAUGACAGCACUGAUGUGUUCUUUGGAGCAAAAGACGGUAUUUACACGUAUGAUAACAAAGAAAACAAAGCAGUCAAAUACGGCUCUGUGACUGAUGAUAUUAUUGCAAUCGCUAAAGAAAACGCUACUGACGUAAUCUAUUAUCUAAAUAAAGAUCACGAAUUGUAUAAAGUCACUGAUAACGGCCAAAAGAGUGUUAAAAUAGACGACGUAGUAGGAGCUCAAGAAAUAGUUUUGGAUCCGGCCAACAAUUUAUAUUUUGUUACUGAAGAUAAACAAGUGUAUGUUGUCAACGAAAACGGUGUGAAGAAAAUAACGGGACUGCCGGAACAUCCUAAAUCUGUUAAAUUAAUAAAGCCUCCUGUACUAGAAGACGGUGCUGUUUUUCUUUCAGAUAAUGCAUUUUAUGCAAUUUAUUCAAAUGGAACAAGCGAGCUUACUGAUUUCGAGAUAACCUCUGAAGCCAAACCAUCUGCUUAUGCUAUGGAGGCCACCAUGGUUCAGUUCUUUGCGUUUCACAAAAAGAUUUACAAAUACAACUUAUUGGAAAUUUUUUCUGGCGAUGUCUUUGAAAUUUUGAAUAAAUUCCUCGAAGAAAACCAAGAAAUAAUUAUAGAGGCAUCACCUGUGAGCAAAACCAGUACCCGUAAGAUUAAGAAACAUAAACAGAUUUAG